UAACACACACAGAUAUAUGUGCAUGCACAGUGGUAAAAGGUGAUCCAUAUUAGUAAUAAAUAUGCAGGAUACAAUGUUACUGGGCUUGGAGGGAAUCAAAAAAACCAUCCUGCAUGGAGGCACUGGAGACAUCCCAAAACUCAUCACUGGGGCAAAGGUGACGUUCCACUUCCGCACCCAGCUGUGUGACGAUGAGCGCACGGUGAUAGAUGACAGCAAAGUGGUGGGGACGCCCAUGGAGAUAGUGGUCGGCAACAUGUUCAAACUGGACAUCUGGGAGACGCUGUUGUCUUCCAUGAGGGUCGGGGAGGUGGCGGAGUUCUGGUGCGACACCAUUCACACUGGAAUCUACCCACUUGUGGCCAAGAGCAUGAGGCGCAUUGCAGAGGGCAAAGACCCAGUGGACUGGCACAUCCACACGUGUGGAAUGGCCAACAUGUUCGCCUACAACAGCCUCGGCUACGACGACCUGGACGAGCUGAUGAAGGAACCCAAACCCCUCUACUUUGUCCUGGAGCUGAUGAGGGUGCAGCAGCCUAGUGAGUACGACAGGGAGACGUGGGCUAUGAGCGAUGACGAGCGGCUGAAGGUGGUCCCUGUGCUGCACGGCCAGGGCAACAAGCUCUACAAACAGGGGCAGUACCAGGAGGCCACACAAAAGUACAAGGAGGCAAUCAUCUGCAUCAAGAACGUUCAGGCCAAGGAGAAAGCAUGGGAGGUCCCGUGGAUGAAGCUGGAGAAGAUGGCCAACGCCUUAACGCUCAACUACUGCCAGUGUCUCCUCCGCAUGGAGGAGUACUACGAGGCCAUCGAGCACACCAGCGACAUCAUCAACCAGCACCCAGGGGAUUUCAAGGCCUUCUACCUGCGAGGGAAGGCCCACGCAGAAGUGUGGAACGAGGCGGAGGCUCGGCAGGACUUCAGCAGGGUCCUGGACCUGGACCCCGGCAUGAAGAAGGCCGUCAAGAGGGAGCUGGCUGUGCUGAGCAUGCGCAUGGAGGAGAAGAACCAGGAGGACAGGAACAAGUAUAGAGGCAUGUUUUGAUACGAGACUGAAGCAGAGGUUUGAGAAUCUGAGAGGCGAUGAGCUGACGAAGAGUUUAGAUGCGGCAUCUCAAAUCUCCAGCCAGGUAUAUUUAGUCAAGAAGACAUAAGCCCCUCCCUUUUUGCUUUUUCCCCCCCCAUUUCCUCCAAACAUGAGUGAGACAACCAAUGGACUUCACACUCUCUGACGGUAAAGUGAACAUGGCUUUUUGCACCUUUCGUACCAAAGAAAUGUGCAAAAAUACAAAUCAAGGGAAAACUUCACAGUAUUGAGAAAAGAAAUAUGCAAAGAAAAGAAAUACCAGCCCAAGGGGAACUGUCGAUGUAACGCACACGAAUGUGGAAACAUACAUGUAAUGCGUGUGCGGUGUCGUUUAUUUGGACGCCCAUGUGCUUUCCUGCAGGAAGGUAGGUGGGAAGAUGAAUUGCCUACAACUCACAUGUAUGUUUGAAAUAUAUGGAGCUGGACACAACCUUCGCUUACUUAACAUAAAUACUUUGAACAAGAGGAAACUGAUGACAUAGCUAUAACAUCAUUAUAACAUGAUAACAAGAUUCAGAUGUGCUGAUGAAUGAAUUUUGUGUCACAUUAUUACCACCCAGACACCAGUAUAACCCUCCCAAGAAAGCACAAAAGCAUAUUAGACAUUGAACAAUUCAUUUUCUGUAUGUAAUAUUGUUUUGCAAUAUAUGCUUUUUCAAAUCACGUAUUAAAAAGAACCAUCCAUUGUU
Messenger RNA from Pungitius pungitius (ninespine stickleback), 1776 nucleotides. RefSeq names its product aryl hydrocarbon receptor interacting protein-like 1 (gene aipl1). Lineage: Eukaryota; Metazoa; Chordata; Actinopteri; Perciformes; Gasterosteidae. The coding region runs from base 62 to 1045 and encodes 327 amino acids. The record is from RefSeq and is a predicted model, not a curated record. Gene Ontology annotation, molecular function: protein binding; peptidyl-prolyl cis-trans isomerase activity. The transcript is spliced from 6 exons.